AUGUCGACGCAGGCGUAUUACAAGGAGCGUCUUGGGUUUGACCCCCAAGAGGCCAUGCAGGAUGGGGUCAAUGGCGGUUUCUACGAUGGCCCCCAUCAGCCUAAGCGCCAUAGAGGUGAUCAUGGGGGCGAGACCCACGAUCACGUGUAUGAGGAGAAUUUGACCAAAUUCAAAGGUACAACUUGUUGGGAUUUCUUUAUACAACAAUCAGGUUCGUGGUGA
Molecule: messenger RNA, 222 nt
Organism: Chilo suppressalis (striped riceborer)
Lineage: Eukaryota; Metazoa; Arthropoda; Insecta; Lepidoptera; Crambidae
Source: the annotation of a GenBank genome assembly